Molecule: messenger RNA, 495 nt
Organism: Anopheles marshallii
Lineage: Eukaryota; Metazoa; Arthropoda; Insecta; Diptera; Culicidae
Gene: ppl
Product: glycine cleavage system H protein, mitochondrial
Exons: 4
Coding region: 1-495 (164 amino acids)
Biological process (GO): glycine decarboxylation via glycine cleavage system; protein lipoylation
Cellular component (GO): mitochondrion; cytoplasm; glycine cleavage complex
Source: RefSeq, a predicted model, not a curated record
AUGGUGUUAUGUCAUAUUCGUGCAACGGUGCGGUUAGGCAAACUGGUGGCCAAAGCCGGUACGCAAAGUUCGGCCCUACGGUGGUCCCGUUUGUUUAGCGUGAGCAGUGUGGCCCUUAAAGAGCGACUCUUCACGGACAAACAUGAAUGGGUAUCGGUGGACGGUGAAGUAGGCACGGUUGGUAUUUCGAACUUUGCACAGGAGGCACUCGGUGAUGUGGUAUUCGCACAGCUGCCCGAUCCCGGAACCAAAUUAUCGCAGAAAGAUGAGUGCGGUGCGCUGGAGAGCGUGAAGGCGGCCAGCGAAAUUUACUCACCCGUGUCCGGUGAGGUGACAGAGAAGAAUGGAGCAGUAGAGGAGACGCCCGGUCUGGUGAACUCGUCCUGCUACGAGAAUGGAUGGCUUUUUAAGCUGAAGCUCACAAAACCGGACGAGCUGUCGAAGCUGAUGAGCGAAGAGCAGUAUGCGGAAUUUUUGAAAACUGCUGCCCACUAG